GAGAAGCAAGAUUCCGCACGACUGGUCGCUGCAAUUGGCCGCAAAAAGGGUCUUAAUUCGUUUGUGAAUCGUUGGAAUUAGUGUUUAAUUGUGUACAGCAGCUCCGAGAGAGGAUUCACGAUGAAAGUGAAGGAGCUGCAGAAGAUGGUGAACGUGGCGUGGUCGCCGGCGCAGCAAAGCUCGGUAAUGCUGGCUGCCGGAACGGCCGCUCAGCAGCUGGACGCCUCGUUCAACACAGCGGCCGCGCUGGAGGUAUACUCGAUCAAUCUGGCCGAUCCGAGCUACGAUCUGGAGCUGAAGGGAAGCCAACCGAGUGCACAUCGCUUCCAGAAAUUGCUAUGGUCACCGCUGGUCGGUGGGGCCGGAGAUCCCGGUACCACACCGAGUGGCCUGAUAACGGGUGGUUGCGAGAGUGGUGUGCUACAAGUGUACAACGUGGCACAGCUGCUGGCAGGUCAGAACGCUUUGGUGGCUCAGCAGGAAAAACAUCAGGGUGCCGUCCGAAGCCUGGACUACAAUCCGUUCCAGUACAAUCUGGUGGCUAGCGGUGCUUCCGAGUCGGAAAUAUUCAUCUGGGAUCUGAAUAAUACCGCCAAACCGAUGAGCCCGGGGGCGAAGGUGGCCCCGCUGGAAGAUGUGCAGGGAUUGGCGUGGAACCGGCAGGUGCAACACAUCCUGGCGUCGGUGUUCUCCUCCCGUUGCGUCAUCUGGGACCUGCGCAAAAACGAACCGAUCAUUAAGCUGAGCGACACACAGUCCCGCAUUCGAUGGCGAGUCGCUCAGUGGCAUCCGGAUGUGGCCACACAGCUAUGGCUCGCUAGUGAGGAAGACCAAUCGCCCACGGUGCAGCUGUGGGAUCUCCGGUACGCGACGGCACCGGCCAAAACGUUCCACAUUCACCAACGGGGCGUGCUGGGACUGACGUGGUGCCCUAAGGAUCAUGAUCUGGUCGCUUCCUGUGGCAAGGACAAUCGGAUCAUUUGCUGGAACCAAAACACGGACGAUCCGAACGGAGAGAUUCUGUCCGAAAUUGCUACCACCAACCAGUGGAACUUUGAUGUGGCCUGGUGCCCCCGUAAUCCGGCCUUACUUGCCGGUUCGAGCUUCGAUGGCAACGUAAGCAUCUACUCGAUCCACGGUGGCGUCCAUCAGCAGGUGCAGACGAGCAACAAAAUUGCCGAUUCGUUCCCCGGCAUGGCGAACAUUGGACAUGAGCCGAUGCAGCAGGUUCCGGCUCAAUCGCUAACCGAAUCAAACGAUCUUAAGCGCCCUCCGCGCUGGAUGCGGAGGCCAGUUGGUGCAUGUUUCGGGUUCGGAGGAAAAUUAGUCACAUUCAAUGGUAACGAUCGUACGGUGCGCGUGAACCAGGUUGUUACCGAUCCGGAGUUGGUCGAGCGCUCGAACCAACUCGAACAGGUGCUGGCCGAGGGCAAUUUCGUCGAGUAUUGUCGCCAGAAGGCGGACCAAACGAACGAUCAGCAUUCCCGGUUGCUGUGGUACUUCUUGAAGGCCAACUUUGAGGGUGAUCCACAUGCAGAGAUGCUCAAUUUGCUCGGAUACCAAGCAGAGGAUGUGGCAGAUAAGUUUAAAAAGUAUGUCGUCGAAUCGGAACCUCCCGGUGAGCAGAACCCAGUCGAUGGGCUUAGCGAUCAAAUGGCCGGAUUGAGUCGAAUUACCGAUAACAAUGCAGUUUUUGACGCCAUUAGUGCUGUCAACGGAGGCCAACAGGUUGAUGCCGAGGUGCGCCAGAUGAAUGGUAAACCGGAACAGAUACCGUACAAGAUUCGCACCGGUCAGGACAGUGAAGGGUUGAUCUGUGAGGCGUUGCUGACCGGUAACCUGGAGGCGGCAGUCGAGCUGUGUAUGCAGGCCGGAAAGACGAGUGAGGCGUUGAUACUUGCCAUGAAUGGUGGAUCUGAUCUCCUAGCAAAGGUGCAGUACCGUUAUCUGAAGAACCAUGAGAACUAUCUUUCGAACAUCAUCUCCGCGCUCGUGACAUGUGAUUGGACCGGCGUCGUGACGCAGUGUACGGUCGACUCGUGGAAGGAAGCAUUGGUGGCGGCCAUCACGCACUGCAAGGGACAACUGCCACUGCUCUGCGAGCGGUUGGGUGAGCGGCUCCAGAAAGAAGCUGGCAGUAACGGUGAGCUUGCACGGAAUGCCAUCCUGUGCUAUAUUUGUGCCGGAAGCACGGAGCGAUUGGUGGAGGCGUGGAACCUCUCGAAGGGAACGGGGGUAGACGUUGGUGUCGGUGGUGAAGACGAAUUGGAUAAGAAUAAUAAUAGCAACCGGGAUCUGCAGGAGCUCGUUGAGGUGUCGAUGUUACUGCAGAAAGCGCUCGAACGCCAAGGUCGCUCGUCGCAGGCCGUUGGUAAGCUGGCGGAUUUGUUGUCCCAAUACGCGAGCUUAUUGGCCGCGCAAGGAUCACUUCCUUCGGCACUGACGUACUUGGGAAAUUCGACCGAUCCCGAGAUGGAGGAGCUUCGUGAGCGGCUUUACUACGCGCUUGGCCAUAAGAGUUACGCCCCUGCCCCGGUGUACGGUGGAGGUGCGGGAAGUGCAAGACCUGGCUACAACAAUGCAACUGGUCUCGGUGGCGUGGGGCAACAACCCCCUCCAUUUAAUCCAAUGUUCCCAACGAUUGGACAGGCGGCCAAGAUGAAGUCCGCCUAUGGGCAGCCGGCGCCACCGAUGGUACCCACACCCGUCCCCGUUCCGACACUCAAUUCGACCCUGGCGCAACCUGGAUGGAACACGUCUCCCUUCCAACCGCCUGCAGCAUCGGUUCCUCCUCCAGCUGUGCAGCCUCCAAUGGCAGCCUCGAAGCCACCGAUGGGACCGCCUCCGGGCAAUAGUCUUCCAGCGGACCCAGCGCAACCACCACGCCCCUCCAGCGUCAGUUCGCAAUCCGGUGGACCAACUCUUGGACGCGCGAAGUACGUUCUCGACCCAUCGGUCACAUCCGGACCAAACUAUGGUCAAACCAGCUCGAACUUUUACAACCCCGUGGCCUACCAGCAGCCGCAACCUUCCACCGCUCCCGGAGGCCCGUUCAACAGUGCACCCGUCAUGAACCAGCCUGCACAGGCGGGCCAGAAUCAACCGUCGUUCUACAACCCUUUGCAACCCGCUGGUGGGGUAGGAGUUCCUCCGACUGCUUCCCAACCGAACCAACCGAAUGCUUACAAACCGUUCACACCAGCCCCACUCGUCCAGCCUUCGCCGUACAUUCCGGACCUGUCGGCGGGCUACGGUCCGCCACCUUCGGCCGCUGCCGGCCCUCCACCACUUGCCAACGUUCAGCGCAACCCAACGCCACCACCGGGAUGGAACGAUCCGCCCGCGUUGAAGAGCUCCUCCCGGCCACAACUUAAGGCGGAACCGCAACCGAUGGCCCCGAUAACAUCGCCACUUCCGGCCGGGCUCGCGCCAUCGAACGGCUACCCGGACCCGAACAGUAACUACAUGCAGCCGGGAGGAGGCGGCCAGUACAUGCAACCGCAGGUACCGUCCAUGUACAACCCGUCGAUGUCAGGCGGUGGUCCCCAGCCGUCGAUGCCACCGGCGCCGAUGUCUGCCAACGCGAAUACGAUCAACUAUCAGAACUUCCAGCAGACGGCUCCGGGAGCUGCUCCUCCGAGCGCCGCACCGGGACAGCUGGGUGGCCCGCACGGAAGCGUGUUCUAUCCGGGACAGGGUCAGCAGCAGGACGGUGGUAGCUACGUGCAGCAGCAAAACGCGUACCAACCACCGGCACCGGAACCACCGAAACAGAAGCCACCGCUUCCGGAGCAGUACGUAUUCAUGCAGACAGUAUUCGAGGAGCUGAAGAAGCAGUGCGUAGCCUCGGCGGGUAAUCCGCAAACCAAACGAAAGCUGGAGGAUGUCUCGAAACGGUUGGAAUCUUUGUACGAUCUUCUGCGGGAGAAUAGGCUAUCGCAAAAUACCCUCAACUCGCUGAACCAACUGGUGGCCCUGAUCCAGGCCGGCGAUUACGCCAACGGUAUUGGCUUGCACACGCAGAUGGUGUCCGGGUCCGACUUUGCGCAGAUUGCCAGCUUUAUGCCGGGCAUCAAGGUGCUGCUGCAGUCAGCGAUGCAGUUGCAGGUCUAUCUGCGAUAAUCAACUGACCGAUCGAACGACCGACCGACCGAUCGUGUCGCGUGUGACUAAAAUUGUUAGGCUAAACAGAAUGUUGUUAGGUGGGCAAAAACCAAACACGCAUUCAUUUGGAUCUAUUUCGAAGUGGAUGGAAAGGUGUAUAACUCUAGCAGAAUGUGCUGACGAUAAGCAGGAUUAUUUGAAGGACGAGUGCGCAAUAUAGGCCCGUAUCAAUACGUGUAUAACCGUGGUUAACUUCAGUUUUUGAUAACAAAUCAAUAAAAAUAAAAGUAUCUAUUUACAUCUCUAGCA
Messenger RNA from Anopheles coustani, 4413 nucleotides. RefSeq names its product protein transport protein Sec31A (gene Sec31). The record is from RefSeq and is a predicted model, not a curated record. The transcript has 9 exons. Gene Ontology annotation, molecular function: protein binding; structural molecule activity. Lineage: Eukaryota; Metazoa; Arthropoda; Insecta; Diptera; Culicidae. Gene Ontology annotation, cellular component: endoplasmic reticulum exit site; COPII vesicle coat. Gene Ontology annotation, biological process: COPII-coated vesicle cargo loading; endoplasmic reticulum to Golgi vesicle-mediated transport; intracellular protein transport. The coding region runs from base 121 to 4122 and encodes 1333 amino acids.